Salvia hispanica is the source of this 1342-nucleotide messenger RNA. RefSeq names its product alpha-galactosidase-like. Gene Ontology annotation, biological process: carbohydrate metabolic process. Gene Ontology annotation, cellular component: plant-type cell wall. NCBI's taxonomy places the organism in Eukaryota, Viridiplantae, Streptophyta, Magnoliopsida, Lamiales, Lamiaceae. The record is from RefSeq and is a predicted model, not a curated record. Gene Ontology annotation, molecular function: hydrolase activity, hydrolyzing O-glycosyl compounds.
ACCUUUUCCAAACUCUCUUCCUCUAUAUAUAGAUCCUCAGACACUCAAUCCAUCACACUCACAAAUGACUUCAAAUUCUUGCAAUAUGCUGACUCUGCUAUUACUAUUGUCUUUCUGCUACAAUCCCAUUUCUGCCCUUAAAAAUGGGCUAGCAAGAACUCCUCAGAUGGGAUGGAACAGCUGGAACCAUUUUAGCUGUGACAUUCAAGAGAAUUUGAUUAAGGAAACAGGUGACAUCCAAAUAAUCUUUUCUUUUUUCAAUCACACAUUUUUUUUAAUUGUUUCUUCAACAGCUGAUGCAAUGGUGUCAUCUGGGCUUGCUGCUCUUGGCUACAAGUAUAUAAAUCUUGAUGAUUGCUGGGCUGAACUAAACAGAGAUGCUCAGGGAAACUUAGUUGCAAAAGCCUCAAAAUUUCCUUCUGGAAUCAAAGCACUGGCAGAUUAUGUUCAUGGGAAGGGACUAAAGCUUGGGAUUUACUCAGAUGCUGGAAAUCAAACAUGCAGCAAGCAAAUGCCUGGAUCAUUGGGAUAUGAAGAGCAAGAUGCAAAGACUUUUGCCUCAUGGGGAGUUGAUUACUUGAAGUAUGACAACUGUAACAACAAUGGCAUCAGCCCUAAGGAAAGGUAUCCUGUGAUGGCUAAGGCUUUGCUGAAUUCUGGGAGGAAAAUCUUCUACUCUAUGUGUGAAUGGGGGUUAGAAGAUCCAGCAACUUGGGCCAAGUCUAUUGGGAACAGUUGGCGAACAACGGAAGACAUUCGGGAUGACUGGAACAGCAUGACUUCGCUGGCGGACAAGAAUGACCGAUGGGCAAAGUAUGCAGGGCCGGGCGGAUGGAAUGAUCCUGACAUGUUGGAAGUUGGGAACGGAGGGAUGAGCAGCGAAGAAUAUCGGUCACAUUUCAGCAUAUGGGCACUGAUCAAAGCUCCUCUGUUGAUCGGGUGUGAUGUACGGUCAAUGGACAAAGUGACGGUGGAGAUUUUAAGCAAUAAGGAGGUGAUUGCUGUGAACCAAGAUAAACUUGGCAUUCAAGGGAAAAAGCUGAAGAAAUAUGGAGAUUUAGAGGUGUGGGGAGGAGCCCUGUCCAGAAACAGAGUAGCUGUUGCUUUGUGGAACAGAGGACCUUCAGUAGCAACUAUCACUGCUCACUGGUCGGACAUCGGCCUUAACCACACUAAACUCGUCGAUGCAAGAGACCUGUGGGCGCAUAAAACCCAGAAAUCGCUCAAAGGACAAAUCUCGGCUUCUGUAGCUUCGCAUGACUGUAAAAUGUAUAUUCUCACUCCUAAGUGACAACCUUGAGGAGGCUAAACUUAUAAUGAUGCAACAAAAUAAUUAUGACUA